Rhizopus microsporus ATCC 52813 is the source of this 1243-nucleotide messenger RNA. RefSeq lists its product as uncharacterized. NCBI's taxonomy places the organism in Eukaryota, Fungi, Mucoromycota, Mucoromycetes, Mucorales, Rhizopodaceae. The coding region runs from base 137 to 778 and encodes 213 amino acids. The transcript is spliced from 3 exons. The record is from RefSeq and is a predicted model, not a curated record.
GGUUAUUUAUAAGCUUGCUAAAAGCAUAAACCCUCAAACAUGUGCUCCUAGAGCCAACCCAGACUUACCCGAACGUCAUUUUCGAGAAAUUGGCAGUCCAGCCAUAGAAGGUAUUGUCAUUGCCACCUUGGAGACCAUGCUGACCACGACAGCUCCGUCAACGAUUAUAAAGUACUUCUUGGACUUGGCACUGCUAAGAGAAUCACAUCAUGUGGGUGUAUCUGCAUUGACGAUCCAUGCUAUUGGUCUACUCAUACCGUUACUACCUCCACAAGACUUUAUCCAUCCCAUGUUUAAAGAACUGAAUGACUUGAUAUUGACUGAUCCUUAUUUGCUGGCAGUAUCUGAGCCAUGUCGAUUGAUUCGAUGCGGAAUACCUAAAAGUGUGAACGGAAAAUAUACCAUGACUCAGAGUCUUCCUGAUCUGACGACGACACCUGUCUUGAAAGAUUCGAUGAGUGCUCGAGUGGGAAAAGCGAUGAUAUUUCCUUAUAUAUUUAACGACUACACGUUUAAUUUACAUAACUACAGCACAAAUGCGCCGAAUAGCUUUCUAACAUUAUUUCACAGUAUGGUGCAUUAUUCAAGUCUGGAUAUCUUUGGUAUCUUUUUGGAGUACUUCCAAACCCUACGUAAUUCAGAAAAGCUAUUAACCGAUGUACAGCUACUCUAUGUCUGCUUCUUGAUUGGACCCGCGUUACAUCGUAUUGAAAAACUAGACAUCAGUGAGGCUGGGGUAAGUUUAUUCAAAGCAAUUUUCAAUACAUGUGUGUGCUAAUCCCUUUUUUAGUUCUUGGUUGAAUUGAUGCAUAUGGUCAAACAGGUCACUACGCUCAUGGACAUGAAAGAUGGCUGGACGACACAGGCACUUGAACAAUCCUACGACUUUUUGUAUCAUAUUCGAACAAGGUUUGUAAAAACUAAUGAGUUAGCUGCUCAAAUAAGGGAAAUUAUUCGUUCCAUGAAUCCACCAAUAUCUCAAAGGCUACUGAGACUGGUAAUGGUUUAAAUAAACCUAUAAAUGUAUUUUUCUCUUGUAAAAGGGUAGUUCUUUAAGAAACGUUGGCUUAAUUUAUUGUGAUAUGUUGUCUAUGAUAUCUGACAGAGAGAGAGAGAGAGAGAGUUGACUAUGACUACAUAUUAGAAACUUAUGGACGCUAAUGUGAAUACUGUGUGUAGUUUCGUCAAACGGUGAAGUAGAUAACGAAACAAUUAACAAAAGACUGUAGGAAACUGUUAAUGU